CUUUUGAUAUCCUGGCACAAAGUUUUGCUUAGAUAUAUGAAUUCCUAUGUACGGAAUAUGGAGAAUGGCCAACAUUUAAACAGACGGGAUCAACAACAAAUUAUUCUCUUCUAUGGACUCUACUUUCGGAUUUGGAAACUGCAUUCUCGAGUUACCAAACUUUGGUUAAAGAUAGCUGGACCCCUAUUUAGCAGCAUUUUUUCCCUAACAUUGAAUAUGUCCGAAGAGUUAUUUGACAUUAUCUAUAAACAAGGACAACCCAUGGAGAAGUGGCAUUCUUUCCUUACGUUCCACAUUGGCCACUGUCUGGCACCUCCUAUGCGAAUCUUCCUUUUGGGUUUCUGCAACAAUCGCAUCGAGGAACUAACCAUACUCUUACAUCGACAAAUCAUGCUCAUUAACUUGUUGCACGGAAAAAAUCAAAAAUAUUCAGCAGAAGAAAUAAUAUUCACCAGACUGAUGGAUUGUGAGUUCAACUGUUUUGUUCUGCAGCAGCAAACGCGACCGAUCAGAAAUCAUAUUUGGCAUGUGGGACAAACGAUUAACAACGAGUUCCUUUUACUAUAUCUUUGGAUCGGUUUUUUGAACGCGAUGUCCGAUUUGCAGUAUGAAUUCGCAAAUGUACAUGAAAAAGUAAAUGAAGUUCUGCCGUUUAGGAACAAAAUACAAUAAGUAAAAAGGAAGCAGUUUUAUACCCUCUAUAAUUCGAUCGA
Messenger RNA from Drosophila grimshawi, 713 nucleotides. RefSeq lists its product as uncharacterized. The record is from RefSeq and is a predicted model, not a curated record. Bases 37 to 672 code for a protein of 211 amino acids. The transcript is spliced from 2 exons. Lineage: Eukaryota; Metazoa; Arthropoda; Insecta; Diptera; Drosophilidae.